AUGAACUAUGCAGCUCCAAAUUAUGGUGUAGCUCCUGUGGUAGCCAAUCCCGGCACUUCGAAGCUAACUAUUGGAAUAAUUACCGGUGUAGCUGUUUGCUUAUGUGGUAUACUAAUACUGGGGGCAAUUGCUAUUGCUCUUGGCGUUGGACUGGGUGUUGGAUUACACAAAAGUAGCAAAAUCACUGCACUUAGCGCACCGACCGUCAGCUGUUCAAGUAGUUCCGCGACAUGUGGUUGCCCUCAAAUUCAACCCACGUUCGAGACACGAAUAACUAGCGGUUCCACGGCAACUGCUAAUUCAUGGCCAUGGAUGGUAGCUCUAUAUAUUAAUGGGAGUUUUAGAUGUGGUGGUAGUCUCAUUAAUCUUCAAUAUGUAUUAACGGCUGCCCAUUGCGUUGUGAGCAGCACUACAUUGCUUAGCACAAAUACGAUGCAGGUGUAUGCAGGGAUUCAAAGUUUAAGUCAGAUAGCUUCAGCAGUAAGUGAAAGUGUAAUGAAUGUUACGCUAUAUGCAACAACAAGUGCGUCUGAUGUGGAAUUAUAUGAUAUUGCCGUUCUGAAAUUAUCACAGCCCUUCACCGGAGGUAGCACUGUAGCAACUUGUUGUUUGCCACCGUCAGGUAGUGUAUUACCAACAAUCGGUCAAACUGCCGUUAUUAUAGGGUGGGGAAAGACUUCUUUUUUGGCUACUGGCAUAUCCGAUACUUUGCAAGAAGGUCUGAUUCGAAUUACUGCAGGUUGUAGUUUAUCAGAUACAACGACACGUUUUUGUGCUGGUUAUUUAACAACUGAUGCAUGCCAGGGUGAUAGUGGAUCUCCUCUCAUGACUAGUUAUAAUAAUAGUUGGACCUGCACCGGGAUAGUGAGUGAAGGUACGGGUUGUGGUUCAUCAGGAAUAUACACACGAGUCAGUUAUUUUAGAAGUUGGAUUGAUGCACGGAUGACAUAG
Molecule: messenger RNA, 951 nt
Organism: Didymodactylos carnosus
Lineage: Eukaryota; Metazoa; Rotifera; Eurotatoria; Philodinida; Philodinidae
Source: the annotation of a GenBank genome assembly